AUAUAAAGUUGAAGAGACCAGCUGGCCGGAGUGGCAGUACGGUGGCUAACCUUAAACCUCGCAGACGUCAGGAUUCCGCAGCGGAUUACAUCAAAUCCGGAUAUUAUAAAUUAUUACAAAAUCAAUCAUAAAACCCCAAGUGGAUAUCGUGUAUUGCUGACAGUGCGAAAAGACACACCGAGAUAAAACCGAGAAAUAUGCGAAAUUUUCUAAUUGGCCUUUUCUUGUUGGCCCUCAUUUGGGUGGAGGCUGAUGCCCGCCUGGUGAGGGUUCGCCGGAUCCGGAGAUUGGUCGGCGCCAGUGAGCGGGAUGCUCAGAUAACGGACUUCCGGGUUUCGCCCUUGGAUGACGAAGGAGUGUUUAAGUAUGCCUUCAAGACCAGCAAUGGGAUCGAUGUAAAAGCGGCAGGAUCUGCGCUGGAGACCAUUGGCAUCUAUAGCUACACCUCACCGGAGGGCGUUCCCAUCGAGACGCGCUACAUAGCCGAUGAACUGGGCUUCCAUGUAGUGGGUCGACAUCUGCCGCAGCCACCGCCCACUCCGGACUAUAUCCUGCGAUCCUUGGAAUAUAUUCGCACACAUACUGAGGAUGGCAAGCUGAAGAAGCCGCACUUCUUGUGAAGUUCCUGACUGGAUCCUGCCCACCAUACACAUCGACUUGGAUGCAAGUGUCCGUGAUGAAGGCUGAACAUACCAUAGCAUGUACUAAUCACCAACAAAUCUUAACUCACCAGCUUAAAACUUAAGACAUAGACUAAGUUGUUGCUAGAUGUUCUAAGCUCUUCGAAAUGCGCAAAUGUUUCUUGCCUUCGGGCUGUUCCGCUUGGGUUAUAAAUCAAUCCAUCCAUCCAUCGAUUCUUUCACGGCGUGAAUUUACGGUCUUCGUGCCCAUAAAGAGCAAACAAUGGGGCUCGGUCAAACAGAAAACACAAAGUAUCUCGGGUAACCCCAACGAACUUUAGCUUGUUAUCCCAUUAACUGCGAACAGCUUUAUUUGUCUGCGUGUCUGAUUAAUAUUUACGUCUAUUCUCAGAUAUGGAAAUUUGAAAACUGGAUGGAAAACAGUCGAAACUUUGUUUGGUCGACCUUUCGAUGACUUAAUAAUAAACGGAAAUUUUUUCCGGGUUCGAACAACCCUCAUCAAAAGAGCGUCUCGGGCAGCAUUUGCAAAAUUUCGACCAAGUUCGGCUCGCUCGAAUUUAAAACCGACCUAACAUAUCUUUUAAGCGAAUUAAAUGCCACAAAUUGCGAAAA
This is a messenger RNA of Drosophila erecta, 1253 nucleotides long. It is a transcript of the gene Cpr78Cb, whose product is annotated as pupal cuticle protein Edg-78E. The transcript has 2 exons. The record is from RefSeq and is a predicted model, not a curated record. Gene Ontology annotation, cellular component: chitin-based extracellular matrix. NCBI's taxonomy places the organism in Eukaryota, Metazoa, Arthropoda, Insecta, Diptera, Drosophilidae. Gene Ontology annotation, molecular function: structural constituent of chitin-based larval cuticle. Bases 198 to 620 code for a protein of 140 amino acids.